Molecule: messenger RNA, 1578 nt
Organism: Quercus robur (English oak)
Lineage: Eukaryota; Viridiplantae; Streptophyta; Magnoliopsida; Fagales; Fagaceae
Product: putative lipid phosphate phosphatase 3, chloroplastic
Exons: 9
Coding region: 387-1352 (321 amino acids)
Biological process (GO): phospholipid metabolic process
Molecular function (GO): phosphatidate phosphatase activity
Source: RefSeq, a predicted model, not a curated record
AAGCUCUUUGGUUUUCGUUAAUUCUUUGUAUGUUUGUCUUUAUCUUCUUUAUAUUUUGGCGUCACACAAGUUGUUUAUCCUACUUCUCCACUUGUGGAAUUUAUACGAAGCUUCCUAUGAUAUUUCCACCACCCUGUACAUAUAUAUCUGAUACCCAGUAGCCAACAAGCUCAAUUACCAACUGAGUUAUUGUAUGGUUUUGGUUUGCUUCACACAAUGCCUUGGUGGGAUUUGAGAUCUCUUUCUCGUUUUUGGGUCGCUCAGGUUGACUUGUUGGGAUUAUCUAGGAUGUGUCAAGAAAGAGGUUGGAGACUUCUACAGUUACCAGUGAUUGGGUUUCUCCCAUUGAGUGUCCAUUGAUAAAAUACAAGAACAAAGAGGAAAGAAUGAGGGAAGUCCAGCUUGGUGCACAUACUGUAAGGUCCCACGGAAUUACGGUUGCAAGGACACACAUGCAUGACUGGCUGAUACUCAUGCUUCUUUUGCUGAUUGAGGCCUUCUUAUAUGAAAUCCAUCCAUUUUAUCGCUUUGUUGGGAAGGAUAUGAUGUCUGACCUCAAAUAUCCCCUGAAAAGUAACACAGUACCUGUUUGGGCUGUUCCUAUUUAUUCAGUUCUGUUGCCCAUUGCAAUUUUUCUCAUUGUUUAUUUCCGUAGGAGAGAUGUCUAUGAUCUUCAUCAUGCCAUACUAGGUCUCUUAUUCUCUGUUCUAGUCACAGCGGUUAUUACAGAUGCUAUAAAAGAUGCAGUUGGUCGACCUCGGCCUGAUUUCUUUUGGCGGUGUUUUCCUGAUGGAAAGGAUGUUUAUGAUACAUUGGGAAAUGUUGUAUGUCAUGGAGACAAGAUUGUCAUAAAGGAAGGACAUAAGAGUUUUCCUAGUGGCCAUACUUCAUGGUCUUUUGCUGGUCUAGGCUUUCUAUCGCUGUACUUAUCUGGAAAAAUAAAAGUAUUUGACCGUAGAGGCCAUGUUGCAAAAUUGUGCCUUGUUUUCCUUCCUUUACUUGUUGCAUCACUUGUUGGUGUUUCUCGGGUGGAUGACUACUGGCACCACUGGCAAGAUGUGUUUGCAGGAGGCCUCCUAGGGCUCACAGUGGCAACAUUUUGCUAUUUACAGUUCUUCCCUCCCCCAUAUCAUGCUGAAGGUUGGGGGCCUUAUGCUUACUUUCGGGAGUUGGAGUCACGUUCAAGUACACAAGCAGUCAAUGCUGUGAAUGGGUGCAAUGUGCAGGUCAUGGAGGCUCAGCCUCAGCUUGACAAUGCACAUGAUGAAAGAAGCAUCCAUGGAUGUAUGGGGUUAACUCUAGCACGUAAUUCAAAUACAACAUUGGAAGAAAUAGAAUCUGGGAGAAGAUAAUUUUGUACAUGCCUUGCAAGGCGGUCCAAUUUCUUACCGUUUAGUUUAUUUACAUUAGGCAUGUGUAUAUCAAUAUGUGCAGAAUUUCCCUAUGCUGCCCCUUUUUGAAGUAAAUUUUGGAGCUUCCUCGAAUGCAAUUUUGAAUCUUAGGUAAUGUACAUUGUAACGCGAAACUGCAACUUGGAAAUGUACAUUUCCCUAUGCAUACUUUUAUCUGUUCUUCAAA